AUGGAGGAAGAAAUCUUUCCUUCACCAUACUCUCCUCUCCAACCCUUCUCGCCUGAAAUACAGGAGGAAGAUGAAGAUGCAGAAGAGAACAUGCCACCAGCCCCCUCUGCACCAGAGGGUCCUGCCCAGUCAACCUGUCGGCGCCGAGGAAUUACGCCUCCCCACAACUCCACUGCCCUUCCCCUUCGCCCCGUAGGUCCCGUAGAUGAAAAUGGCCAACAGCAACUCCAGUACUGGCCGUUUGCCACUAGUGACCUAUACAACUGGUGUACCCAAAACGCCCCCUUUUCUGAAAAACCCCAAGACUUGAUUUGUUUGCUUGAAACUGUCCUUUUCACUCACCAGCCCACUUGGGACGAUUGUAACCCUUUACAGGUUCUUUUCACCACCGAGGGGAGGAGUCGCAUCCGAGAGGCGGCCCGAAAACUUGUCCCCGGCCCAACCGGAGCGCCCCUCACAGAACCUACCUCAAUCGCAGUCUCCUUUCCUGAGACUCGACCAACAUGGGAGUACAACACGGCUGAAGGUAGGGAACGACUCCUCAUCUACCGCCAGGCUCUGUUGGCAGGUCUCAAGGCGGCGGCUCGCCGACCUACUAAUAUGGCCAAAGUCUAUGAUGUGAGGCAGGGAGAAAAUGAAAGUCUGGCAGCAUUUCUCGAACGGCUCAUAGAAGCCUUUAGCCAGUACACUCCCUACGAUCUUGAAACUCAGGAAUCCGCUCAGAUUGUUAUGUUCACCUACAUAAAUCAAGCUGCCCCGGACAUAAAGCGAAAGCUACAGACAAUAGACAGGCUUGGUGAAAAAUCUGUUAGGGACUUAGUAGCAGUGGCGGAGAAGGUCUAUAACAAAAGGGAGACAGAGGAGCAGAGACAGGAGUGAAAGGACAGGGAACGUGAAGCUGAACGUGAAAGGAGAGAUAGGGAAAAAGAAAAGAAUUUGGCUAGAAUCCUGGAGCAGCAACAAGCACAACAGACUAGAAUUUUAGCACAGCAACAAGCCCAGCACAGAAGAGAUAUUAGAGAAAUCUUAACCUCUCCUCGUCCUAGAAAACCUAGAGUAGGAGAAAACCAGUGUGCCUAUUGCAAGGAGAGAGGACAUUGGCUCAGGGACUGCCCAGAACUAGCCAGAAAGGAGGAGAUAAAACAAAAAGUAGGAUCCAGAGUGUUGCCAGCCUUAGAGCUAGCUGAAGACAGUGACUGGGGGAGUCGGGGCUCAGACCCCCUCCCUGAGCCUAGGGUAACUUUGAAAGUGGAGGGGAACCCAGUCACAUUCAUGGUGGAUACGGGAGCAGAAAACUCAGUACUAGUAGCCCCGAGGGGGCCGAUGUCCGCUAAAACAACAUGGGUGCAAGGUGCAACUGGCACCAAACCCUAUAAAUGGACUACCCGAAGAACAGUGGACCUAGGAGUGGGCCGGGUAACCCACUCAUUUCUAGUCAUUCCUGACUGCCCCUACCCAUUGCUUGGACGUGACCUCUUAACAAAAAUGAAGGCUCAGAUACAAUUCACCAGUGAUGGAGCUUUGGUAACAGACUCAAGCUGGAAGCCUGUAAAUAUAUUAGUCACUAGCAAACUAGAAGAGGAGUACAGGCUAUACCAGCAUCUCAAGCCUGAGUCUCCAGAAAAUGAGUGGUUAUAGGUGUUUCCCCAGACAUGGGCAGAAACUGGGGGGAUGGGACUGGCAAAACAUCGUCCUCCAAUCUUUGUGGAACUCAAAGCUGGGGCUGACCCAGUAAAAGUUCACCAGUACCCCAUGUCACUAGAAGCAAAGAGUGGGAUCACCCCCCACAUCAGAAAAUUGUUAGAAUCGGGAAUCCUAAAACCCAUCCAGUCAGCCGGGAACACUCCACUACUGCCUGUCAAAAAGCCUAACUCCAAUGACUAUAGACCAGUACAGGACUUGAGAGAAGUAAACAAAAGAGUAAUGGACAUUCAUCCAACCGUUCCAAAUCCAUAUACUUUGCUGAGUUCCUUACCACCAAGCCACGUGUGGUAUACUGUGCUAGAUUUAAAGGAUGCCUUUUUUAGCCUGCCCUUAGCCCCACAGAGCCAAAAUUAUUUUGCAUUCACCUGGCAUGACCCUGAAAUCGGGAUAAGCGGCCAACUGACCUGGACUAGGCUGCCUCAAGGAUUCAAGAAUUCGCCCACCAUCUUCGAUGAAGCACUGCAUGAAGACCUGAGUGAGUACCUCUCUAAAAAUCCUGAGAUAAGCCUGUUGCAAUAUGUGGAUGACUUGUUGAUAGCUGCCCCAGACAAAAUCAGCUGCCUGAAAGGGACAGCUAGGCUCUUAAAGACUCUUGGCAAUCUAGGCUACAGGGCCUCUGCUAAAAAGGCACAGAUUUGCAAACCUAAAGUCACCUAUCUGGGUUUCAUACUAAAAGAAGGCAAGCGUUGGCUGUCAGAUGCAUGAAAAGAGACUGUGCUAAAAAUUCCUGUGCCCAAGUCAGCCAGGCAAGUCAGAGAGUUCCUAGGAACAGCGGGCUUUUGCCGGCUGUGGAUACCUGGGUUCGCUGAAAUGGCCAAGCCCUUGUAUGAAGCCACCAAAAAUGUCCCAGAAUUCCAUUGGACUGAACAAAUGCAAAAGGCCUUUGAGGCAGUUAAGAAAAGCCUCCUAGAAGCCCCUGCCUUAGGCCUACCUGAUGCGAAUAAACCAUUCACCCUAUUUGUGGCUGAAAAUAAAGAGAUAGCAAAAGGGGUGCUCACCCAGCCAAUUGGGCCUUGGAAAAGACCGGUCGCCUACUUAUCCAAGAAAUUGGAUCCUGUUGCUGCUGGGUGGCCCCCGUGCUUGAGAAUAAUAGCCGCAGUGGCCCUCUUAGGAAAAGAUGCAGACAAAUUGACCUUGGGACAAAACCUGACUGUGGCCACUCCACACGCUCUGGAAGGGGUGCUAAAACAACCACCCGACCGAUGGAUGAGCAAUGCCCGCAUGGUCCAUUACCAAACCUUGUUACUUAACCCCAUGCGUAUCAGUUUCUGCAUACCGACAGCAUUAAACCCAGUUACCUUGUUGCCGGAUCCGGACCUGGAAGCGCCUCUGCAUGAUUGCGAGCAGAUCCUGGCCCAAACACAUAUUCUCAGGCCUGACUUGCUGGACUCACCGCUACCGCAGGCCGAGCACACCUGGUUCACCGAUGGCAGCAGCUUCAUGCGAGAAGGAAAAAGGUAUGCAGGCGCGGCAGUCACCACGGACACUGAGAUAGUGUGGGCAGAGGCACUCCCCCAAGGAACUUCUGCACAGAGAGCAGAACUGGUGGCACUAACAAAAGCCCUACAAAUGGGGAAAGGAAAGAGACUAAAUAUAUACACGGACAGUCGGUAUGCGUUUGCUACCGUACAUGUUCACGGAGCUAUCUACCAGGAGAGAGGGUUAAUGACGGCUGAAGGAAAAACUGUUAAAAACAAGCAGGAGAUUCUAAAUCUCAUUCGGGCUCUCUGGGAACCAGUCAAGAUUGCUAUCAUGCAUUGUCCAGGACAUCAAAAGGGAGUUGAUUUAGUGACUAAAGGAAAUAACUUGGCAGACCAAGCAGCCAAGGAGGCGGCCCUCCAACCUAGAGCAGAAAUAUUAACCCUAGCAGAUCCAGGGCCACGGACUCUGCCUUCUGUUGACUGGUGGAGAACUUGUGAAGGGAAACUUAUCUUGACACAAGAACUAGGUAAGGGGGUUCUCAAGAGAAUCCACCAGGCUUCCCAUAUGGGGACCCGAAGAAUGCAGGACUUGCUUCGCCACUCAAAAGUAAAAAUUAGACAGAGAAACCAAAUUGUUGAGGACAUUGUCAAAGGUUGCAAAGCCUGCCAGCUCACCAAUGCAGCGGCUCAACCAAUUAUGAAAGGAAGCCGCCUUCAUGGAGACAGGCCAGGUGUGUAUUGGGAGGUAGACUUUACAGAAAUUAAACCUGGAAGAUUUGGAUACAAAUAUUUUCUAGUUUUUGUAGACACCUUUUCAGGAUGGGUUGAAGCUUAUCUGAUAAAACAUGAAACUGCAAACGUGGUGGCCAAGAAGAUCUUGGAAGAAAUCUUACCCAGGUAUGGCUUCCCAUCCUCCAAUGGGUCGUACAACAGACCGGCCUUCGUCUCAAAAGUAAGUCAGGGAGUAGCCACUGUACUGGGGACUGAUUGGAAAUUACAUUGUGCUUAUAGACAGAGUUCAGGGCAGGUAGAAAGAAUGAAUCGAACCCUAAAAGAGACCUGGACUAAAUUGGCCCUAGAGACUGGCACAGAUUGGGUGUCACUCCUUCCUUUUGCCUUAUUUAGAGUAAGAAACUCUCCUUAUCAGCUUGGCUUUACUACCUUUGAAAUAAUGUACGGGCACCCCCCGCCCAUUGUUCCCAGCCUUCAGACUGAAUUGCUUGCAGAUUUAGAUGAUACUGAAUUUCUAUGUAAACUUAAUCAUUUACAGCUUGUGCAUAAGAGUGUGUGGCCUCAACUUAAGGCACUACAUGAUUCUGCUUCUGUCCCUACCCCUCAUUUAUUUAGACCAGGGGACUGGGUGUUCUUUCGGAGACACAACCCAAACUGCUUAGAACCACGGUGGAAGGGACCCUACGUAGUGCUACUGACUACAACCACUGCCCUCAAGGUAGACGGCAUUGCCGCCUGGGUUCACUACUCCCACGCCAAACCAGCUGAUCCCUUCGCGUUGGACGAAGAUUUCCGUGGAGAAACCUGGGAAGGCUCCAAACAUCCAGACCAGCCACUCCGCCUUCGCCUCAAGAAACGAAAGUUAGACUGCAUAUUGCUACUAUUAUGA
Molecule: messenger RNA, 4746 nt
Organism: Perognathus longimembris pacificus (Pacific pocket mouse)
Lineage: Eukaryota; Metazoa; Chordata; Mammalia; Rodentia; Heteromyidae
Biological process (GO): DNA integration; virion assembly; proteolysis
Molecular function (GO): zinc ion binding; aspartic-type endopeptidase activity; nucleic acid binding
Source: RefSeq, a predicted model, not a curated record